GGUGUGUUACACCGUAGGGAGACAGCCAGCCUUCAUCAUGUCCUUAAAUAUGUCUUCGAAAGCAUUCUUCCCAGGAAACUUAUGUUAGAAAACAUAACGUUUACUUUAAUCGAUGAACAAGUUGAUGGAAAAGAUCUUCUCUCAAGCGGUAAGUUGUUGUUGGAAUUGAUUCUUCAACAAUUAAAAUCAGUUCUGAGUCGAUAAAUUAUGUCACAAGUUAGGUAAGAGCCUAUUUAAGAGUUAUCUCUCUUAAAUAAAACCUUCGAGAAAUCUGACAAACUUUUUCAACUUAGCUGUUCCUCUUAGUUGGAGUUAACUUGAAAUAAAGUGGAUGAGGUACAGUGCUUUGUUUACAUGUACUUCUCAUAAUAUGAGGUAAAUCCAUAAAUACGAUCUGCCAAGCUUAUGCUCGCACGAUUUGCCCUUUCCGGCGAGCGCUAGACUUCAAAGAAAAAAAAACGCAAUUUUUUUGAGUAAGCUAAUCAUAAAUGAAAUGGUGUGUCACAAAUAUUCGCAGUGCAGUUUAACCAUGCACCCCAUAACGUCAGUAUGGAUAUCUUCCAUACCGUUCCCUACAUAUUUCCUAAAGUGCUAACUUUAGGAAUUGUAUAUAUGUCUGUGUAAUUAAUGAUCAAAGUUCGUUUUAGCCCCAGAUGCAUUUGUACCCUUGUCUCGUAAUUGUCCACAAACUUUAAAUUGUUCUUGUCAUAUGUUUGUAGAUGUCCUAUCGUCUCUGUCUCAAGUGAUAGCCAUCAUCGACUUGGCGAGCGAGGAUAAGAAGGCCGCAACUCUCAGUUCUAUUUUACAUGUACCGCUGAUGAUGAUAGAUUCCAUUUCAGAAAAUUCGGCGAACACUUCUGUCAUGUCGAUCAGACCUCCCUAUCACGUUGUUAUGCAAGCUCUGUUCGAUGUUAUGGACUUCUUCAAUUUUUCCAGGAUAGCGGUGGUCUAUGACGGUACAGCUGUUUGAUGAAUAUUUUAAUGAAUCGUCUCAUACGUAUAUAGCCGUGGUUAGAACUCUCGCGAGGAUCGAUAGCCUACAUGUCAACUAACGUGGCCCAAAAUCCAAAACCUAGCAUCAAGUGAGACUUUUCCUUAUUUUUACCACGUAUGAAUUUAUUUUUCUAUCUUUGUAAUGCGCUUAGAACAGGACUGGAUAAGCGCUAUAUAAGUAGUUAUUAUUAUUAUUAUUAUUAUUAUUAUUAUUAUUAUUAUUAUUAUUCCUGAUUUCUGUCUCUCCGAAGAUUGUUUCUGGUGGCAAGUUUUUUAUCCUUUAUAAAAAUUGGCGCCCAAAGUAAUCGAAAUCUCAACUUAAGAGAAAGUUUAGUCGGUGAGAAGGGACUCAGGAUCACUGAUUUUGCUGUACUUCCCUCUGUGAUUGGUCGAAAACUCGCUGCACUAAGUCAACCAAUCAAAAACUAAUUGUCUGUUCUGAUUGGCCAUUAUAAUUGAUUUUUAUGGUUUUGAUUUUAAGAAACUUAAUCGAGAUGGGCUGCAUAACCAGGGUAUUGGCUGUUUUAAAUACAUCCAUUUUUGCUCCUCUCUUUUUAGCCCGCCGAGUCAGAGAGGCAUCCUAUUUCUACGCCAAAGCUAAACGAUGGCCACGAUUUAACAUCAAAAUGAUACCAGAACUAAUUUUGAAUGACAGAGAAAAGUUACACAGCUCUCUGACUGAGUUGUUCAGGUCACGCAUCAAAGAAAUAAUCUUAUUAUGUGAUCAGAGGGACCUGUAUCACAUUAUGAAUGAGGUAACUUGUCUAUUUACAUCUUUGUUUUCAUUUCUUAGUCACUUUUGUGAGUACAGAGCUAGUGAAUUAAAGUUAAAGUUUAGUUCCACUUUUUCCAUAUUUUAUUCAACUCUAACAAUUAAUAAAUCGACGUUGUAGGCGCUAUACGUUGGAAUUAAUGACAAAGACUACCGCUGGAUAACACCUGACUUGGUAAUGUAUUGACUUCGCGAGAACCUCUAGCACGCUUAACCCCCCACGUGCGUUUCUUAUUUCAUUUUUGCCUCCUUAGUUUUGUCUCUUUUGGUAAAAUGAUCUUUGCAAUCUUUUGUAAAAUUUAAAGAAAGUUUUCUACGCUCUAAAUACGAGGCGAGAUAUUGACAUUUUUUAAGUAAAGAUAUCCAUAGCUGAUAUCACUUACAUGGAAGAUUUUCACUCUUUCAUUCCUUUUACUUGUUCUUGAUUACCAAGAAAUCGUUGGGCGAGAAUAUGGCUGCUAUCACAUUACAACUUAAGUGGUUUGUCUUCUGCUAGUUGGGGUUUUCAUAAUUUCGGGAAUUAUUUGUUCGUGAUUUGUUGUGUGACUGCUUGUAAUCGAGCUGGAGUAAGUAACCAACUUACACUAGCAUCCAAUGCUUAUUUUUCGACUUGUUUAUGGCCGGAAGCCAAAACUGUGAGACGUAUUUAUUGGCCACGAUUAAUGAUAUGUCCAUGUGUAAUAUCGUCCGACUGUCUUUUUGCGGCUACCUGUAGCUACGCCCUAGAUAGACUACUACUUGUAAGUUUAAGGUCAGCAGCAUUCUCUCUUUACAGGAGGUGGCUGGAGCAGGUCAAACUUACAAUCAUACAUAUCCCUCGUUUCUUGGUAUGGUGGGACUCAGGCUCCAUAUUGUUAACGAGACGUUAAUCAGAAACUUGAAGAGUCGUGCGACCGGUGGAAAAGGAGCCGAAUUCUCUCUGGUGAGAAAGCAGUUGCAUUUUUGGACGUUGUGUGGUAAUUAUAAUAAUGAUGAUAAUGGGACUCUAUUUACGGUUGGUAACACUAAACAGUUACAGAAAGAUAAAAUUGUGGCCCCGCCUCUAAAUUAUAGAAAUUAAACACGGUUUCAACACAAAGUGUUAAAAAAAACCCAACUGGCACUAAGGAGGCAGACCAGUUGGCUAUGAGAGUGCAGUCAAUGAGUUGAACACAGGGUAAGCGAGAACAAAUCUAGCGAGUAGCAGGAUAGAGGGUUUGAACCGGGACCACCAGGUUACAAGCUAGGCCAGCGCCUUAAUCAUUUGGCCACACUGCCUCCUCCUGUCGUUGCACGUUCCAACAAAAUGUGGUCUGAUAACGAAAUGGCCUGUUGAUUGUGUGGUCAUGUCCUGCCGCACAGUGAUCAUGCCAUAUUGUAUCGAGCUCUGCCUUCGCACGUGCUGUUGUGCCGUUCAACGUUGUGCUGUACUGUACUGUUUCGCGUAUUAUUUUGUCUUGUUAUAUUGUGCCUUGCUAUGCCAUCGCGCUUUUUUGUGCUGUAUUGUGGCGGUUCGCGUCCCAUUCUAUUUAUCUAUGUUGUGUCUCUUUUUUUGUGUCGUUUCGUGUAUAGCUCCUCGUUGAAACGAGCUGUAUCGUCAAAACAAUUGUUGUUAAUGUUUAUUUAUGUGUAUUCCUCUGUUUGUCACUCUAUACUGUGUUGUUGAAGCUGGCGAAAAUAUGCCUGUGAGAAAAAUGCCUACUUUUCGGGUCUCUCAAAGGGACGUUGGGUCGAUAUUUCUAACAUCGCACAACACGUGACAGACCAUUUGACAUUAUUUGUACACUAGCUUAUGAAUAGGUGUGAAAGUAAGGGUAAUUUUAGCUUAAAACAUAUACGAUACUGGUCACAUUUGACAUCUUUUGCCCAAAGCCCGUGUAUGCAGCUGUCCAUGACGUAGCGCUUGUGGUAGGGACGGCAGUGGUGAAUUUAUUCAACACCGAUCCUAGGAUAACAAGGAUAUUAUCACGUUUAGACAAUGGUAAUUGCGCUUUUCGGAGCAAAUCAAGUAAACGCAGGAGAUUGGGAUUGAGACUGCUCAAGCAGAUUAGGAAGGUAAUGUUAAAUUUUCUUUUGAAAAAUGAAAGAUUGCAAAUGAUAAAUGUUCUUCUCUGCCAAAAAAAAAAGCUCUCAGAAUUUACCGUGGUCAACAGUUCUUUGAGCUCUAAGUUUCGUCACAUUAUGUUCAAAGGUGAAACUAUUCCACGGAGAGGGUCUGACUGGCGAGAUACAAUUCAAACUUCGUACGGGUGAACGAAGAGUACAUGAUGGCCUGGACAUUGUGAACAUUGUUCAAAACAGAACCAAAAAGGUUUGUGAGUAAAUUACAGUACAUAAAGAGUAAUGCAAGCUUGUUCGAUCACUGACCAACCUCUCAUGAUUAUCAUAUCAGUGAAAGCAAGAGAGACCUAACUACUCUGAGAGUGAAUUUCAGCAUAUGUUUGUAUGUCUAAUUCGCACAUUCUCUCGUUUGUUUUCACUAGCUCGGCUCUUGGCAACCUGAACCUGAAAGGAUAGAUCACCGUGUGUCUGUGAAUAACGAACACCCUAAGUGGGUGGGAGAUUUCGCACACUUUGUCCAGUGCAACAAUCCGGGGAACAACCUGCACUACGAACCAGAACCGAUCCCAGUGCUAAAAGUUAUAACAGUGUUGGUGAGAAUACUCUGUGAUUUUAAUCCUUUAAUUUCUAAAAGUGAUUAACGUGUUUCCAGCAUAUAGUUGUGGAAGAAAUUGCAGACAUAUCUGCUUCAUAUAACAUCACACUCUGAAUAUCAAAUUUUGUAGAAAUGGACAGUGACAAGAAAGAAGAAUUAUGAACCAGAUCUUCAGGGCCAAUGGAUUAAGUAACCUACAUAUGAUGUACACAGGUGUAAAUUUUCAUGAGGGUUAUGAUACACAAGAAGGUUCGGAUCAAAGUCAGUAUUUGAGCAACUGCACAUCUACCCCUGCCCUAGCUUUCUAUCAGUUGACUUUUCGUUAGGUAAGUGGUGGAGUAGGUGCGCAGCUGCGUUGAUACUGACAUAUAUCCGUAGGUUUCAUUGAUAAUACCUCUCUGGCAAACGUCAAACUUCCUCCCGAUGCACCUGGCAGCUGGGCGUCCAGUAAAGUUAAUAUUAACCCUUUAAACCCUAGGAAUGACCAGUAUCUAAUUUCUUCUUACAGUAAUAAUGCUGAAUCAUUCACUAUGACCAUGAGAAUAAAGGAAAUGAUCGCAAUCCUAAAAAGCUUUGACUAUUAAAUAAAUUCUCCUUAUCACUACCAAAGGAAAUGUAUGGAGAAGAGUACAGAGAAUAUAGAUACUGAUGUUGAGGUGUAAAGGGUUGAUACAAAAAAGCUUAAAUUAACAAUUGUUUUAUACGUCAGCGUGCGUUCAUCGAGAUAUGAAGGACGCAGGAAGUUUGAAGAGCACGAAAGAUGCGUAAGAGUUGCUCGAGGCGUAGCCGAGAGCAACUUUAGCUUCUUGAGUACUCUCCAAACUUCCUGCGUCCUUCAUAUCUCGAUGAACGCCCAGCUGACGUAUGAACCAAUUGUUUUAUAACAUUUUCAACCCGAUGGAAAAUUUUUUUUAGAGCUAGAAGAAGCUAGAGCUAGAAGAAGCUAGAGUGGCUAUCGGCUACGCCUCGAGCAACUCUUACGUAUCUUUUGUGCUCUCCAAACUUCCUGCGUGCUUCAUAUCUCGAUGAACGCACAGCUGACGUAUAAACCAAUUGUUUUAUAUCAUUUUCAACCCGAUGGAAAAUUUUUUUUCUCGAGGGAUUCGUUUGCUGACGUAACGAGCGUGCACAAUAGGAAUAUGAAGCACGCUCGCGCAAUUGAAUUUGAUUAGACAAAUUUACCAGCUAUGUUAUAAAAUGCCUUUGAGUCUCUCACUGUUAUUUCGUGUACAAUUCAAAACCCAAAAAGGAGGCAGUUCCACUUAUAUACGGAAUGCCUCGCAUGCACUAGUUGCACCCAUUAUAAUCAACUAUAUCCUUCGACAGUUUUCCAAUGUAUUCAAAAGGUUUUGGAAAUAAGUGUAGCGAGCAUGAGAAAUUAUUUCUAGAGAUCAAAACAGAGCCAUCAUCGCUGGGUUUUUUCUGUAGGCAACCGCCACUUCCCUCCAAUCAACUUGGUCCAAGGCAUGCUAUGUUAUUUUUCUGGAGCUAUUCUUGUCUCGGUGGUUACUGGUUAUUUAGAAACGCGCUACGCCGCAGCAUUCUGAUUCAUUUUAGUGUAACAGUGUUUCGCGUCUAAAUAGAGUAAAUCUUUGAAAUAAUAGUUAGCUAGGAUGGAAAAACACCAGGGGAGAGAGGAAAUGAAAGGGUGACGACGGCGAAGGUUAGCAGGGACUGUACAUGAAAAACACGUAAAUGAGGGUCAAUUUUUUUAAAGAUGAACUAGUCAUCCAUUGUCAUCAUAGAUUCAGUCAUUGAAUCCUUUGUUUCUCUUAGGAACCUCCAUUUGUCGAGAAGGUGAAUGAGUCCACGCCAUUACCAGAUGGGAUCAUACCUAAAAACCAGCUUCAGGGUUUCUGUAUCGAUCUGAUUGAAGAAAUAUCCAAGAAGGCAAACUUCGACUAUGAGAUUUAUCUGGAUAAUAGCUACAAAGGGAUGGUGGACGCGUUGAAGUCUCAGGUAGCAAUUUUUUCGUUGACUGUCGAAGCUAAUCGGGAACUGCAUCAGUUUUGCCUCGCUUCGCGUUGUGAUAAAAAUACUAUAGGAAGAGACUCUCCUCAACCUCUAUCAAAAUUAGGGCAAAUUUUCAAUUGAGUUAUCCGGGAUUGCUUAGUUUUUGCUUUACUUCGCUCUGUGAUUGGUCCAGAAAACUUGCACUACUCUUAACCAAUCACAUGAAAAACUGAAAUCACUCACGACUUGGUAGCUUGCGUUUUCCUGCGUUUUAGUCAGUUUGGUCGUUUUUACUUUGAAAUUUCAUUGGCUCUUAAAGGCAUUUUCUUUUCUUCGGAUUGGCUGUUGUGAUUGCUUUGGUUUGGAUUUUACAAAACUCAAUCGAAAGGCACUUUACCGACUCGGUGUAGAUGUGUUGCCUAACUGCAUGCGAACUGAACCGAUUAUUUUUUCAUGAACAAUAUAAAUUCUUUCAUAUAUUAAGUCAAUAGCUCCUAUGCGUCUAUUAACAGCAGAGGUCUUCUUAUUUUUCAUUGCACUCUUGCAAGAUGUGAGUAGUUUUUAAUACUGGGUAUGAUAGCAGGGAUCAUCAAGUUCAUUUUCCAUAAUCUGGCAUUAUCUCACGACUCUCUUACCGAAAUUCGGCACUUUCCCUACCUUUAAUCUCUGGUCUAAUGAAAAGCCAACUAAGAUGUUUUCGCCAAGUGGCAAAAUGCAACUCCUCGCCAUCUGCUAUAGCCGUUCUUGCGUUAAAAGUUAAAAGAUUUGCUUUGGCUUUGAACCAAUGAGUUUUAUAGGACUUUUUCGUUUGUUAUUGCCGUAAAUGUCAUUAUUUAAGUUCAUUUGGCUUGCGCGAUCGAAUUUGGUACCAAACGAUUACCUAACACUUCUUGCCCUGAAUAAUUUGCUUUGCCAUUGUUUAUCCUCUUUCAGAAAAAGGACCUUGCUCUUGCUCCAAUCACAAUAACGGCAGAGCGUGAAUUGAUCAUCGACUUCAGCAAACCGUUUAUGGACUUUAGUAUGAGUCUGAUCAUGCGCAAACCUGGAGAGCCUCCGAUCAAUAUAUUCGCUUUUCUUCUGCCUUUCACCAACAAUCUGUGGCUCUCCACGAUUGUAGUGGUAAGGUUUUAGAAUUGUUCGGUACCAUUUUACGACGGGAAUUUUAAUUUCCAUCAUCUUGAAUGUUCUAGGUGCGGGAGAUUUUAACAUACCAAGGAUCAAAUCACUGGGAGUACCUCGGGUUUGAAGAUCUAAGAUCAAAUUUCAAUGACUCAUGAAAAUUAUCACUUGCAUGAUUUAUUUGAGGUCUGAGAUUUCCAGUGCUGUUGUUGGUUUAAGAUACCGGAGUCACCAGGGGCUCGAGAUAUCUACAAUGAAAGGCAAAAAUAGUUGGCGCGCUUCCUCUUACUCGGUGAUUUAUAAUCCCCUACUCAUCAUACCAGACAGAAAUCUCGUAAAACGAUACUGAAUAAGUGCCCCCCCCCCUUUUCUUCCCAGUCAAUGUUGCCUGAAAUUAGCGAGGAUUUUGUUGACACCAGGCAACAUUUAAAGGGGGGAGAGGAGGGAGAUAGAUGAAAGUUAUAGCAAAAAUUAAAAAAGUAGUGGAGUUUGCCAAGACUUUUGCCACUCAUUGUGGGUUCUAAUUACGGAGAUCUACCGGGUGGAAGAUGAUGGAGACCUGAGAUAUCUGAUGCACCAUGCUUACCGGGUAUAACUUGGGUUUAAUACAUCGAGAUUGAUAAAAUUCAGAGAACAGGGAUACACUGGGUUUAAGAUAUCAAUACAUCGGAGCUAGAAUUACAGUGAUGCGCACGGCAUGCCAGGUGUCUUUUAAUUUCAAUGUAGAGCUUUGCCUUACAAUUGCGAGGGAAUAGUACAUCCCUGUUAGCAAAUGGUAAACUUAUCAACUGUUUCUGUUCGCAACGUCGCACGGAAACGGCUGAUCAUGAUGAAAUUUUCAUAAAUUCACGGCAAAAAACGUUUUCGAACGUAUGCGCGCCUGUUUGUCUUAACCACUAUGCGUUUGGCUCUUUUGAUGUGUGCACCAGUUUUUUGUUUCAGCUACGACACUUUUUUUAAACAUCACUAGAAUGUAGUAACUUUGUUUUGCCAAAUGAAAUUUAUUUUUGAAGGUUUUGUUCAUCACCGGAAUGAUGUGUGUCAUGGACUAUUUGAGCCCGUUUGGUUACCGCGCUCGAGCUCGUGAUUCAGACGAGGAGCCUGGAAAUGAGUUCAACCUGUUGAACAGCUUGUGGUUUGCUACAGCUUCCGUUUUACAGCAAGGUCCCGAUAACACUCCUCUAUCUCCCUCUGGUCGCUUGCUAGCUUCCUCCUUUUGGUUUUUUAUAUUAAUAAUGAUAACAACCUACACGGCAAACCUGGCUGCCUUCUUCACAAGUACGUUCGACGAAAUAGAGAUAUUUAUUUUAUUACGUCGAAAAAUGCUGCUAUUCCUUAGAUCGAGAUUUCAAAAUUAAUUAGUUUAAAUUUCCUUUUCCUUUUCCUUUUCCAGUUAAACGAGAAGUGCAAACUAUCAAUUCCCUGAAAGAACUGGAAAGUCAAAACCAAACCACAUACGGAGUCCUCAGAACCGGCUCCGUGCAGAAAUUCUUCCAGAAUUCAGAAAAUCCUAUUCACAUGAGAAUGUUCUCUUUUAUGAGAAGUCAGCAAACUUUCGUCAACUCUACUGCUAAUGGGGUGAAAAAAGCGAGGGCAGAAAACUACGCUUACAUAACAGAAUAUCCCUACUUGGCAUACUACAAUCAACAGAAGCCAUGCAACACGAGGUUACUGGACAACCUACUUCAAGCUAAAGGUUAUGGAAUUGGGCUGCAGCAAAACUCACCACACACAAAUAAGAUUUCUGUUGAGAUCUUAGAGGUGGGAGACUCAUCUUUUUCGGUUAUCUGACAACACAUGUCAAGUUACUUUUAGAUUGAGAAUCCAGGAAGUUGUACAUGAUCCACUGAAAAUUUUUCUCUUAUAUACAGCAAUGCUAACUGCUAUAAACACUGUUGCAGUGUAAUACUUUUGUCCAAGUUUAAAGUCAAACUUUCAUGAUCAUAAGUCUUAUUUUCUUACAGCUACGAGAAAAUGGCUUCAUUGAAAAAACACGGCGAAAGUGGUGGGACGAGCGUAGUCAAUGUCCAAAACCAUCUAAGUCCAAAACUGGGAAAAUACAUAGUCUUGACGUCGAUAACAUGGCUGGAGUGUUCUUAAUCUUACUCAGUGGUGUUAUCCUCUCAAUAUUUAUUUUGCUUAUCGAGAUACGCUACAAGAAGCUGGCUGCGUGCUCCACUAGUGGCCAGGUAAAGUUGUGCUUCGUUCACACUACAGCGGAUAAGAUAUAAUUGAAAACAAAACUAUUCUUAACAUUCAGGCUUACCUUGUAUAUUGGUGCAAAUUAACUGCUCAUGGGAAAAGGAGGAGGUCAAAUGAAGGAAUUACAAAUGAUGGUUUGAAAAUAUUAGGAAACCGGGUUUCCCUCAUUCCUCUAUAAAGUCUCUGAUAGAUUGGACAAUUAGUGCCGUCAGAGAGUGAAUAGGAAAAUCAGAAUUUUGUUUAAUUUCCACUAACGCACUCUCCGUAGAACGCUCUGAAGCGAUAUCUGAGAAGAAGUUGCAAGGCGGAAAAAGAGGAAAGUGACCAUUUGUCUACUCCCGCCAUUCAUGUUAACCCGGUCACUCCUGACAAUCCUGUCACACCGGUCACACCAGUAGCGCCGGUCACGCCGGUUCGAGUAGCUGUGGUGUUAUCCCAAGGAGACAAGGUUUUAGAGCAAUUGAAGGAAGAAAAAGGCAAGGGCAAAGGUUGGAAUAAAUGGUUUCAAGGCGUGGGAAAGAUUGAAGGU
Messenger RNA from Pocillopora meandrina, 10203 nucleotides. NCBI's taxonomy places the organism in Eukaryota, Metazoa, Cnidaria, Anthozoa, Scleractinia, Pocilloporidae. The record is from the annotation of a GenBank genome assembly.